AUGGACGGCGCGUUCAUCGAGUCUGGGCAAGAGACCUCAGACUUGCCAACCACACCAAUGGGCCACGAGUUUGCGGUGGGCAGCGGCGGCGCAGUAGUCGAGGACGACACCCUGGACGAAGACGACUUACCCCAGCCACACAGCCAUCGCACGUCCAUCAGCAACGCCCCUGUUGCUCGCAGGCCCAGUGGCGUUGGCGGCAACGUUCGCAGUGACGCACAUCGGCGCACUUCGUCGAGCGUCGUGGGCGUGCCGUCUGUUGCAGAUGGCGGGAUCAUUUCGCGACGAAGCAUGCCGGCCGGCGUUGGCGGCGUUGGUGGCGUUGGCAACGCUGUAAGUGGCAGUGAUGACAUCGGCGGUGGUGCAGAUGCGCGCCUGCGGCGGGGUGGAAGGAGCGCACUUUCCCGGCGGCGUGACCGCGUCCCUGACAAAGGGAGACGCCGCCGCAGCAAACAAGCUGUUGGCAAUGUCCAGCCACGCCGCAGCCCCAUGACGCGGGCCAGCAGGCGGCGCGCCACCACCAGCACCUGGGUGUCAAGCCACGAGCACGCGCAUGAGGCUGACGAUGAAGAGGAGGAAGAGGACUUUGGGUCCGGCGUCAGGGUGGUUGACGAUGAGGACAUGGGCGGCUUGGACGUGGACGAGGAGGAAGAUGAGGACGACGAAGAAGAGGAGGAGGACGAAGAAGAAGACAAGGGGCGGAUGUUUCGAAGAAGGCAUCGCCUCACGCAGUCGCAGCUGCAGGAACUCGUAAGCGUGCACACACAGCUCGACUCGCUCUACGACCAGACACACCACCCUGGUCAGCAGUAUGCGGACAACUAUGCCUGCGGCACGCUGGACGUGCACGACUUUGUGCUGCGCGAUGAGAGCGACCCCGUGUUUGCGGCGAAGAAGCGCGCUGCGUACAAGCCGCCGCAGUUCCCGCCACCGCACGCGCGGCGCCGCGGCCGCCACCGCCGGCAGUAUCUCCAUCCCCAACGCCAGGACGGCGACCACGACGGGCGCAUUUGGCGGGAACGCCAGCGCACAGACUCACACAUGACAGACCUGGCCAUCAGCGGUUACAGCGUGGUCAGCAGCCAUGCCGAUGUGCUGCAGCACAGCGACGCGCCACAGUCGGAUAUGGACAAGCCCAGCGACGAAGUGGACGCGGUGCAGUUGCUGAGAACUGGUCGCGAGGCCCCCCUGCACCACCACGAAGACCAUCAACAGCAACAGCAACAGCAGCAGCAACAGCCAGCGAGUGGCAGUGUGCCACAGGCUGUGUCGAUGCAACGGAGUGAUGGUGAUGACGAUUCUGUGGUGCGUCCAGGGGAGCAACAGCACAGUGACGUGGUUGACACAGGUGGUGAGCAAGCAAUGAGAAUACGGCAAGGCGAGGGCGAUAUUGAUGUUGUUAAUGGCGGUGAUGGUGGUGAUGGCAGUGGUGGUGGUGGUGGUGGUGAUGGCAGUGGUGGUGGUGGUGGUGGUGGGACUGGUGGUGUUGUUGUUGGGACUGGUGGUGUUGGUGAUGGGACUGGUGGUGUUGUUGUUGGGACUGGUGGUGGCGGUGGCGGUCGUGAUGGGGGUACUGGUGGGACUGACGACGGUGGUGCGAAAGGGGUGGUGGAUGCGCGGCAGUUUGAUCGUGACUACCGGAGCGACGCGGAGCCAGAGGGUGGGGUGGUUGCAGAUGAUAGUGGCAAGAUGUACAUCCAGCAGCAUGUACCACCACAACAGCAACCACAACAGCAACCACAGCAGCAGCAGGAGGAGGAGGAACCCUUGCAGCAGCCACAACAACAGGCGUUUGGGGUGAGCGCACCACAGGACGCAGGUGCGUGGCAGGAGCCACAGAGCACUGGUGACGGGGAUGCCAACGGGAAUGUUACCACUGUUGAACAACAACAACAUGAGCUGUUGGCACCAUACUCGGCAGAGACGAUGGCAGCAAACCACCAGCAGCCCGGCCAGGUGGCGGGGACCAAUGGUGUCGGUGUCGCACAGCAGCAGCAGCAACAACAACAACAACAACAACAACAACAACAACAACAGCAACAGCAGCAGCAGCAGCAGCAGCAGCAGCAGCCGGCAUCACAGUUGGUUGAAGCUCCUACACCGCCCGAGGAGCGCGCCCUACCAAUCGCGAUGGCGCCCGCAGUUGAGAAUGGACAUGGCCCUGUGGUGGUUGCCGAUCUACAAGAACUACCACAUCCAUCGGCGACGAAGUAG
Molecule: messenger RNA, 2214 nt
Organism: Salpingoeca rosetta
Lineage: Eukaryota; Choanoflagellata; Craspedida; Salpingoecidae
Exons: 2
Coding region: 1-2214 (737 amino acids)
Source: RefSeq, a predicted model, not a curated record